GCCGAGAAAGAUGGGGGAUGCUGCAGACCCCCGGGAGAUGAGAAAGACCUUCAUUGUUCCAGCCAUCAAGCCUUUUGACCACUAUGAUUUCUCCAGGGCCAAAGUCGCCUGCAAUCUGGCCUGGCUGGUGGCCAAAGCCUUUGGGACAGAAAAUGUGCCAGAGGAACUUCGAGAACCAUUUUAUACAGAUCAGUAUGACCAGGAACACAUCAAACCACCUGUUGUGAAUUUGCUUCUGUCAGCUGAGCUGUACUGUCGUGCUGGGAGUCUCAUUCUCAAGAGCGAUGCAGCAAAACCCCUUUUGGGCCAUGAUGCCGUGAUCCAGGCUUUAGCACAGAAAGGCCUUUAUGUCACUGACCAGGAGAAAUUGGUGACUGAACGAGAUCUUCACAAGAAACCCAUACAAAUGGCAGCAUACUUAUGUUUUAUACACUCUGUCUCAUAAACUAAUUCUUAUAACAACUCUGAGUAUUGUCCCUGUUCUACUGGUGAAGAAACUGAGGGCUUUGAGACCAUAACAAAGGUCAUGGAGCAAGUAAGCAAGCAGUGAAGGUAAGACUCUGACCAUGUCUGCUUUAACUAUACAACCUGUUCUUAACCACUAGAUUGUAUUUUUGUCUUUGCCUAGGUAAUAGGUAGGUGGUAAGGGUGAGGUAGAAGGAAUAGAAAUGGCUUGAUGCCUGUGUAUAUCUCUUUGCCUAGUGUUUUGUUUGCAAUCUUGGUAAUUUUCCUAGUCUUUUUAGAGUAGUUUACCCCUUCUGUUCUUGUUUCAACACUUAAGUUAAUUUCAUGUACCUUGGAAGUAACUGACAUGUUAAGUAGGAUGCCUGGAUAGAAGAUAAAAGAAGAAUUGAUAGAGUCUGGGUAGAUAUGAGUUUCAUGGUACCUAAGAAUGUGCAAAGCAAUCCUCUCAUUACCAUUAUUUUUUGCCAGAUACAUGAAAAGUAUUGAGAACAGAGAGACUGAGCACAGGAGCACCCUCUCCCCUCUUACAACUGUGUUUAUCAUGUUAGAGUCACUGUUUAUUUAUAAUCAUUUAUUUGUUAACUCUAACUUUAUUGAAAGUAAACUGUCUG
Messenger RNA from Castor canadensis (American beaver), 1076 nucleotides. Lineage: Eukaryota; Metazoa; Chordata; Mammalia; Rodentia; Castoridae. The record is from RefSeq and is a predicted model, not a curated record.